Messenger RNA from Hibiscus syriacus, 663 nucleotides. Its product is annotated as 60S ribosomal protein L26-2-like. The record is from RefSeq and is a predicted model, not a curated record. Gene Ontology annotation, molecular function: RNA binding; structural constituent of ribosome. Gene Ontology annotation, biological process: cytoplasmic translation; ribosomal large subunit biogenesis. The transcript has a single exon. NCBI's taxonomy places the organism in Eukaryota, Viridiplantae, Streptophyta, Magnoliopsida, Malvales, Malvaceae. Bases 76 to 516 code for a protein of 146 amino acids. Gene Ontology annotation, cellular component: ribosome; cytosolic large ribosomal subunit.
CCCUACUUCUCCACUUUCACCAUUGGCCGUCGCCUAGUCGAAGAGGAAUCCUAAACUCAAUCUCCGGCGGCAAAAAUGAAGUUCAACCCACGAGUCUCCUCGUCUAGACGCAAGAGCCGCAAGGUCCAUUUCACGGCACCCUCUUCCGUCCGCCGCGUUUUGAUGAGCGCACCACUGUCAUCCGAUCUGAGGUCCAAGUAUAAUGUCCGGUCCAUGCCGGUCCGUAAGGACGACGAGGUCCAAGUGGUUCGUGGUACCUACAAAGGACGCGAAGGGAAAGUUGUGCAAGUGUACCGUCGCAAAUGGGUGAUUCACAUCGAGCGCAUCACGCGGGAGAAAGUGAACGGUUCGACCGUCAACGUUGGGAUCAACCCAUCGAAGUGUGUUAUCACCAAGCUGAGACUCGACAAGGACCGGAAGUCGUUGCUGGAUCGUAAGGCUGAGGGACGUGCCGCUGCUGAGAAGGAUAAGGGUACUAAAUUUUCUGCUGAGGAUAUAAUGCAGAGUAUCGAUUAAGGUUUGAAUUUGUUAUCAUUUAGGGAAUUUGCAACUUUUCAAUUUUAGUUUUAUGGCUUCUUUUUUCAUGUUAUCAAUCGGUAAUGCGAUGAUGAAACUGAGUGUUCUUGGACUUAAUGCUAUAUGUUGCAAUUUUGGAUAUUUUGC